Diaporthe citri is the source of this 1512-nucleotide messenger RNA. RefSeq lists its product as uncharacterized. Gene Ontology annotation, biological process: transmembrane transport. The record is from RefSeq and is a predicted model, not a curated record. Gene Ontology annotation, molecular function: transmembrane transporter activity. The transcript is spliced from 3 exons. Lineage: Eukaryota; Fungi; Ascomycota; Sordariomycetes; Diaporthales; Diaporthaceae. Gene Ontology annotation, cellular component: membrane. The coding region runs from base 1 to 1512 and encodes 503 amino acids.
AUGGCGGCAGACCCGGUCAAGAACUCCAGCAUGGAGGAGUCCAGCAUCCCCAGGAAGGACAUCGACGUUGAGAGCUCCAACGGCGAGACGGCAGUCAUCGCCGAGACGGCAAGGGUCUUGGACCACGCCGCCGAAGUCAAGCUCACCCGCAAGUUCGACUUGCGCAUCCUCCCGAUCUUGGCUGUCAUGUAUCUCUUCAACGCGCUGGACAAGGGAAACCUGGGCAACGCCGAGACGGCAGGACUAUCAGACGACCUGGGCUUCAAGUCCAACCAGUAUAACAUGAUCGUCUCAAUCUUCUUUGUACCCUAUGUCCUCUUCGCACCGCCCAUCGCCAUGCUCGGCAAGAAGUUCGGCCCCAGCCUCGUGCUCCCGAUCCUGAUGUUCUGCUUCGGCACCAUGACGCUCCUGAUGAGCGCGGCCAAGAACUUCAGCGGCGUCUUCGCCCUGCGCUGGUUCCUUGGAAUGGCCGAGAGCGCCUUCUUCCCGCUGGUCAUCUACUACCUGACGACCUUCUACCGCCGUGGCGAGCUCGCGCGCCGCCUCGCCCUCUUCUACGCCGCGUCCAACAUCGCCAACGCCUUCGCGGGACUCCUGUCUUUCGGCGUCUUCCAGAUCAAGUCCCACCGCCUCGAGAGCUGGCGAUACCUGUUCAUCAUCGAGGGCGGCGCCAGCGUGCUUUUCAGCGUCUUCGCCUACUUCUACCUGCCCAAGUCGGCCGCCGAGGCCAAGUUCCUCAACGCCGAGGAGAAGGACCUCGCCCUGUACCGCAUGCAGGUCGACUCGUCGUCGGUCGUGUCUGAGAAGUUCAAGCUGCGCGAGGCCGUCAAGAUCUUCCGCUACCCAUCAACCUACGCCUUCCUCGCCAUCGAGGUCUGCCUCGGCGUCCCGCUGCAGUCCGUCUCGCUGUUCCUGCCGCAGAUCGUCAGCGCGCUCAAGUACUCCACCGUCAAGACGAACCUGUACACAGUUGCCCCUAAUGUCACCGGCGCCGUGAUGCUGCUGGUCCUUGCCUUCAGCUCCGAUCUGCUGCGCAUCCGGUUCCCGUUCAUCGUGCUCGGGUUCCUGUUCACUUUCUGCGGGUUCAUCAUCUUUGCGAGCAUCGAGGACGUCACGGCCCAGAUCCACGUCGCCUACUUUGCAACUUUCAUGAUGUGCUGGGGUACGAGUGCCCCUUCGGUCAUUCUGAGCACAUGGUACAACAACAACAUUGCCGAUGAGAACAAGCGUAUCACGAUGACCUCGGUCGGCGUACCGCUGGCAAACCUGAUGGGCCUUGUGAGCAGCAACAUCUUCAUCAAGAAGGAGGCGCCCAAGUAUGAGACCGCCCUGAUCACCACGGCCGUCUUCGGGGCGACCGGCGCGUUCAUUGCCGCCUUGACGGGUACCUACAUGAUCUGGGAUAACGCAAGGCGCAACAGGAAGGCCGGGUUCAAGACCGACGCUCGGGACGUGCCGACAUCCAAGCUGAGGGAUGGGCCAAGCGUACCCGAGUUCCGUUGGUUCUUGUGA